AUGCAGGAGACCACAUGUCUAUGGGGCAAUCCAACAAAAAAGCAACUCUUGGAUGUCCCUACCGCCCGGGUCCGGCUGGGGUUUCAAGUAUCUUUGGCAGGCAAUGACCCAGCAGCGAACUCGCGACCAUGUCACGGGGAAGGUCGUCGUCUCCUCCGUCAUGCCUGUGUGAAGACGUCAUGGCAGCAUCUUCAAUAUGUCGUCGCCUGCAACAGAUCACGACCACGACCCCCCAAACUACGACACUGCCCUCCGCAAGCUGACGUCCACCGGAGUAAAAAGCUGUCGUCCGGACAUCAUGCUGACAGACAGUUUCCUGGCCAGCUGUCGCCAACUGUCAAGCUGACAGACAGUUUCCUGGCCAGUUGUCAUCCAACUAUCACGCUGACAGACAAGGGCGAUGCUGCAGCAGCAGCCUACACACCCAUCUUCACCUUGCGUCCUCAAGAAGUCAACACUGUCUCUGUCACUCUCCCUCACGACAGAUCCAAGCCACCACAACGUGACAUCAAGUCUGCGGUAUCAGCCAGGUGCUUAGAUACCCGUAAGGCUAUCAUAAUCCUACGAGCUUUAAGCGGAGAGAAAAGUUGUCACAGUGAAAGCUUGUUUUGUACCUGUGUCUUCAGCAGUGUUGGUGGUGUUGGCAGGGUGGCGGCCCAGGCUCAGGAAGGGUCUCAUUUACAAGCUCUGGUCGAUUUCCUAGUGUCUGUGUCCAGCGGCUCCCAGGUCUAUUUUAUCCAUGACUUCUCCGUUACAGGUAACUCCUUAUUAAUAUUUUUUUUUCUUUAUCGGGAAUAUAACGAUAUAAAAAAUUGGGAAUUUUGUGGAUGGGAAGGGUCGAUGCAUGAAGGAGCGAACACCCUGACCGGCCCGCCACUCCUACUUUCCGUACCUCAUACAUCUAGCAUUAAGACAUUUUUUUGUGUGACAGACACUGGAACGUUAGUGGAGGCGUGUUGCCAGAGGCUCCGGGAGGUGAUGAUCUUCAAUUACACCCAGGAGCUGACGGAGGUACAAGCUGUAAUUAAGUCUUAUCAACAAGUGAAGGGUCUCAGAAAUAUCAUCGUAGUCUGUUCCCACCUCCACACUCUUCAUAUCUUCCAACAGGUAAGGGCUCGUUCCCUGGAGUCAGCUGGAGUGUACUGGUAUGUUGUCCUGAACGAGGAUGUUAGUGAUGGUAUCCUCCAAACCCUGAGGGAGGGCACUCAGAUGUCACUGGCCGUGAGGAGAGACGUGGGAGAGUACGAACUGUUGUCGUCUUACGUCGACCGGAGUAGCAAUAUCAAGCUUGAGCAGGUGGGGUGGUGGAAGUGGACUUCCUCCGAUGGAUCUAAGACUUCCCUCUGCCGGCCCCUGUAUCGCCCCCUCAGCCAGAUCUACAGCGACUUCGGCGGGAGGGAGCUGAGGGCAGCAGUAGCCGACAACUGGCCUUACUUCCAGGUGACGAGACAGCCAGACGGGACCCUCCCGCCAUUCUCUGGGAUUGACUACACUCUCAGCACCAUCGGUGGCAAACUCAACUUUACGUUCCGGCUGGUGGAUGACAUAGACGGCCAGUGGGGAGGAGUGUUGGCCAACGGUACCAUCACGGGUAUGGUCGGUAUUGUGGCCAGACACGAGGCUGACGUGGCCAUCGAUGAGAUAACCAUCACAGGUCCUCGAGAGGUGGUGGUGGACUUCACUAUGCCUUACUACCUCGAGUCUACUACGUUAGUCUCGCCAGCACCCAAAGAGAAGAACAGGGCCUUCGCUGUCUUCUCUCCCUUCACGUCUCAGUUAUGGCUGCUGGUUUGUGUAGCAACCCUUGGCAUGGGUCCGGUGUUGAGUGUAGUGAGUUGGAUAAGAGAGCACUUCACAGAAGACGAGCCACAUCGAUCCCUACAGACCUUCUCAUUUAACUCGUUUCGUGUACUCGUCGUUCAGACCAAUCUUAUCAUCUCUCAGCGCUGGGAACUCCGCAUCAUAUUCUUCGCCUGGUAUUUCUUCUGCUUCGUUAUAUACGCCAUGUACUCUGGAACCUUGACUGCCGUUCUUGCGUUGCCAGCUUACGAGAAACCUAUAGACUCUCUCACGGAUUUACUCUAUGCGGUGAAGUACAUGAAAUACAAGCCAGUGGUCGUGCUGGGCACCAGCAAUGAGUUCGUCUUCAAGGAGGCCAAGAGUGGUAUCUAUAAGGAAGUGUGGGACGUGUUCGACCCUCGUGUUGGCUACGCUGCUACCUACAGUGCUGGCAUGGACAAGGUUAUGAGUGGGAAGUAUGUGUUCUUGAACGCUCAGCUGGGCGCUGAGAUCCGCGCAGUUAUCAGAGGAAGGAAGAAGUUCUACUUCGCCAAGACCUCCUUCUAUCCUCAGGGCUACGGCAUCGUCUGCACUAGCGGCUCGCCCUUCAAGGAUGUCCUAAAUGAGAUACUAUCUCACAUCAGCGAUUCAGGUCUGGUGCAAAAAUUUAUGAAAGACGAAAUCAGGAAAGUGUCCAAACGUGAGAAAGCCACAGAGGGUGGUCCAGGAGCUAUCACCAUCACGCACUUACAGGCAGCGUUCUUCCUGUUGGGAUUUGGUUUCCUGCUGGCUGGCUUCACCCUUCUGCUGGAGACGCUGAUACACUCUCUCCCCGCUAUCUUCGCCAUGGUGACGAUGUGGGGACAACCCCCAAAAUCACCUUUUUAUGGGCAACUGAAGCCUCGAAAGAAUAAAGCUCCACAGUAAACAAUAUACAUUCUGGUCAGAAUCAAAGACUUUUCUAAAUCAAGAGUUGCUGGUUCUUGAAUGUUACAUGGCAUAAGAUGCUUCUCUAAUAGAUUAGUAUAUUGUGUAUGAAACCCUUGUGGGCCUAGCGCUUAAUUUUGAUUGUAAUCAUAAUAAUUCAUGUAUGAAUAAAAUAUAUUGUUAGUGUUAAAUAGAGAGAUUCGCCUAGUUCUCUCUGGAGAUGUGCUUUCUCAUAUAGAAUUCAUUUAAUAUGAUAACAAAUGUAAUAAUAGCGACAGACUUCGACACUGAUUUUUUUUGACCACAGGAUACCUUACUGAAAGGAUUCUUAAGAGAUGAUUUUAACCGUGCACACAGAUUUGAUCUUACUAUAUUUCACUUGCCUGCAUUCCUUUGUAAAUGUCUCUUAAUGGAGUUACUUUGCGAUUGGCUACAGCAACACUGUUAACCAACUCCUCCAGAAGUGACAGCAGUAUUUUUCAAAGCUUUAUUCACAAUGACUUUUAAUGGGAAGAAACUUAAUAAACCGACCCACAAGACCCUUAGAAGUCAUCACUUUCUCAGUAUUUUCUGAAAUAAAACAGUGAUUAUAGUUAUUUUAUUAUACAGAACAGAACAAAAUAAAUUGCAAAAUUUGGACCAUGCUAGACACUUAUAUUCGUUCGAAAAAAAGAGAAACUCGUUGACAUCGCUGUAAUCUACCAUUACUCACGGAAUGUCAUAAUAUUAUAUGUAUGUAAUUUAUGCAAAGGCAUAUUAAUAACGUGUAUAUCAAAGGUGUUUGGUUUAAGCAGUUUCUCACAAUGUUCUAAAAAUAAAUUGUUUUCUUAGUUUUCUCAUUCGUAGUUUAAUAUCUUUAUUGUGGACCCCCCAUACCCAUCCUGUGAGCGGUGGUUAAAAAGAUUACAGAGGUACAUAAUGGGUCAGGGACUAGGCUGCGAAGUUUUGACAGUAGAACAAGUUACAAAGGUAAUGAACAAAUCAAUAUAUUUUGUUGAAUUAACGUUUUUUUUUCACCAUAACCGACCUAACAACCUCGCCUAACAUUACUUAAACUGCUGAAAUAUAAUUCAGCUUAAUUUUACCCAACCUCUCUCUCUUAGGUCAGAAUAAGUUUUGUUAGUAUUGUUCGACAUGAUUAAUAAAAUAUAAUAAUUUCGUAAUGUUUAGACCAGUUAUCAUAUAGUUGUUGAGUCAAUGAAAUUAAUACCCUCGGCUUGUUGGCACUAAGUAAAUGUAUUUAUGUACUUUUACAAAAUUGUUGGUUGAUUACAAUUGUCUUACAUAGCAACACAUGGGUGAAUUUCCCAGAACAUAAAAUGUUGAAAUGUCACUUACAGGUUUUAAAAAUCGCUUCGGCAAAAUAUCUACAUUAAUAAAGUAAGUGUAUACUCAAGUAUCACAAUUUAUUACUCAAAUAUUUACAUAUAAUAAAGAGAAGUACUGAACUGUAUUUAAUUAUUAAACCCGUUUGGGCCAUUCAGCUCAGUUUCACAGGAUAUAUAUACAUUGAGGAGUAUAUCUCUCAGUGUAUGUAUAAUGAGUUUUCUUUAAUCCCUAUUUUAUGGAUUAAAGUUUUGUUGUCUGGUAAUGAAUAGGUUACCGUGCAGCCUUAAUGACCCUCGUGCAGUCGACAGACUUUAAACUCCAUUAAUCAGCCCAGCUCAUGGAAUGGUGGAGCCUUGAUCCUACAACCGGUAAUCGCGUUCUGGGCUCUACGUGAGAUAUGCAACCUUUUAUGUACUCGCAACUCCAUUAGCUAAGUUGUAAGGAAUGUAUAUUAACACUACCUGGAGAGGGUGGCGGGGGUCAACGCCCCCGCGGCCCGGUCUGUGACCAGGCCUUAUGGUGGAUCAGAGCCUCAUUAACCAGGCUGUUACUGUUGGCCGCACGCAACCCAGCGUACGAACCACAGCCCAGCUGGUCAGGUACUGACUUGACGUGCCUGUCCAGCGCCUUCUUGAAGACAGUCAGGGGUCUAUUGGUAAUCCCCCCUUAUGUAUGCUGGGAGGCAGUUGAACAGUCUUAGGCCCCUGACACUUAUUGUGUUGUCUCUUAUCGUGCUAGUGGCGCCCCGGCUUUUCAUUGGGGGAUGUUGCAUCAUCUGCCGAGUCUUUUGCUUUCAUAGGGAGUGAUUUUCGUGUGCAAGUUUGUUACUAAUCCCUCUAGGAUUUUCCAAGUGUAUAAUCAUGUAUCUCUCCUGCCUGCGUUCUAGGGAGUACAGGUUGAGGAACUUUAAACGUUUCCAGUAACUGAGGUGUUUUACGGCAGUUAUGUGUGCCGUGAAGGUUCUCUGUACAUUUUCACCUGCCUUGAAAGGUACUUUAGUGUGCAGCAAUAUUCCAGCCUAGAUAGAGCAAGCGACUUGAAGAGUGUCAUUAUGGGCUUGGCAUCCCUAGUCUUGAAGGUUCUCAUUAUCCAUCCUGUCAUUUUUCUAGCAGAUCCGAUGGAUACAAUGUUGUGGUCUUUGAAAGUGAGAUCCUCAGACAUUAUUACUCCCAGGUCUUUAACACUAGUUUUUCGCUCUAUUGUGUGUUUCGAAUUUGUUUUAUACUCAGAUAUGGUUUUAAUUUCCUCGCGUUUUCCAUACCGUAGUUGAAAUUUCUCACCAUUGAACUUCAUAUUGUUUUCUGUGGCCCAUUUAAAGAUUUGGAUGAUGUCCACCUGGAAUCUUGCAGUCUUCAAUGGAGAACACUGUCAUGCAAAUUCGGGUGUCAUCUGCAAAGGAAAACACAGUGCUGUGGCUUAUAUCCCUAUGUCCGAUAUGAGGAUGAGGAACAAGAUGGUAGCCAGUACUAUGCCUUAUGGAACAGAGCUUUUCGCAGUAACCGCCUCAGACUUUACUCUGUUUGCUACUAUUCUUAGUGUUUUAUUUGUUAGGAAAUUACAGAUCCAUCUACCAACUUUUCCUGUUAUUCCUUUGUCACACAUUUUGUGCGUUAUUACACCAUUGUCACACGUGCCAGAGGCUUUUGCAAAGUCUGUGUACACUACAUCUGCAUUUUGUUUGUCUUCUAGAGCAUCCAGGACCUUGGCAUAGUGGUCCAGUAGUUGGGACAGACAGGAGCGACCUGCUCUAAUCCCAUGUUGCCCUGGGUUGUGUAAAUGAUGGGUAUCUAGAUGAGUGGAGAUCUUGCUUCUUAGAAGCCUUUCAAAGAUUUUUUAUGAUAUGGGAUGUUAGCGCUAUCGGUCUGUAGUUCUUUGCUCUUGCUUUACUGCAAGGGCUCUUCAUCCUUUCCUUGGAUCGAACCUAAAUUCCUCACAUUCCUCAUUC
Molecule: messenger RNA, 5980 nt
Organism: Cherax quadricarinatus
Lineage: Eukaryota; Metazoa; Arthropoda; Malacostraca; Decapoda; Parastacidae
Product: probable glutamate receptor
Cellular component (GO): membrane
Molecular function (GO): ligand-gated monoatomic ion channel activity
Source: RefSeq, a predicted model, not a curated record